AUGUCGAGAUUUUGGGAGUUCCAGCAACUCCAAGACUCAUGGAAAGGAGCAUCCCACUUCGACCAAGUCCCUCGCGCAGGAAAGCUCUACAUCGGCGGCGUAGCUGCCUUCUACAAAGAACCAGAUCCACUCGAGCAGGCAGGAAUUACACACAUCCUCUCAGUCCUGGACUUCUCCAUCAACGAUGCACCUCAACUGAAGAGAUGCAAAUGUCUCAACAUCCAGGUUGAUGACGAUCCUGAUGAGGACCUUCUUAAGCACUUUCCGAAGACGAACGCAUUUCUUGAUGAUGCUCUGCGGGAAGGUGGCGGAGUGUUUGUUCAUUGUGCCAUGGGAGUGAGCAGGAGUGCUACGGUCAUUUGUGCGUAUCUGAUUUGGAAGUUUGGACUUUCUCCUAUGGAGGCGUUGGAGAAGGUCCGGGAGAAGAGGAAGAGAGCGAAUCCGAAUCCUGGUUUCAUGAGGCAGUUGAAGGUGUGGGAGAGGAUGUGUAGGGAGAAGCAGGGGUGGGAUGGGGACGUGUAUCGAGAGUGGAAGGAGGGUGGCGGAAAGGCAAAGAUGUGA
This is a messenger RNA of Fulvia fulva, 561 nucleotides long. RefSeq names its product Dual specificity protein phosphatase 1B. Gene Ontology annotation, biological process: regulation of MAP kinase activity; protein dephosphorylation. The record is from RefSeq and is a predicted model, not a curated record. NCBI's taxonomy places the organism in Eukaryota, Fungi, Ascomycota, Dothideomycetes, Mycosphaerellales, Mycosphaerellaceae. The transcript has a single exon. The coding region runs from base 1 to 561 and encodes 186 amino acids. Gene Ontology annotation, molecular function: JUN kinase phosphatase activity. Gene Ontology annotation, cellular component: cytoplasm.